Symbiodinium necroappetens is the source of this 4114-nucleotide messenger RNA. The record is from the annotation of a GenBank genome assembly. Lineage: Eukaryota; Dinophyceae; Suessiales; Symbiodiniaceae.
AUGCCCGGUCGCGGUCGCGGUGACGGUGGACAAGCAGGCGAUGGCUUGCAGGUCGCGUUGUUGCCAGACGGUCAGAACAGCUUGUGCGGGAUCUGUGAGCGGCAUUCAAGUGCACUUCCUAUGCUCAAGAAGUACAUGCUGCAGCAUUUACGGGAGAAGCUUGAGCAAGAGAAGCAAGAAAUGUUUUGCAUCCCCGUGCAGCCUGGAGUCUUGCGAAGGUUGCAGAGCUCGCUGUGCCCCCAGGGUUGCAGGCUUGCUGGUGGUAUGCAUGACACUCGGAUCCAGCUGCCGUCCUUUCAAGUUGACUUGGACGAUGUUGUCGCAGAUUUCGAUCAUGUGCAAGCGGCUACACGCUUUGGAGAAGCUGUUCGGCAGGUUAUGUUUUUUCACAUUGUCAGAUGUGCACCCAACAAGCUCAUCCGGCAGACUGUUGAGGAUGAGGUGCCCUUCGAUGCCGCUGACAUAGUGAUAGCCCCACACCGGGUUUUGCAUGCAGAUGCUGCCAAGAACGAGAUUUUCAAGUGGUCUUCCGAUGAUAGACUGUCAUAUGGCAUUUGGGGAUGCGAUGCCGAGAUCACCUCGAAACUGUCCCCUGGUGAUAGAAAUGUGCUGCCAUCGGUGAUUGAAGAUGUGCUCGCCAGGCAUGGCGAGGAUGGGUAUCUGUUGGACCAGCGUGGUCCAGGCACUGAGGGCUGGCAGCAUUGCCUGGCCUCUCUGGCUGAUGCAGGUCUGCUGGACAGGGUCUCCAGCGAUGCUCGGUUUUCCAAGUGGCGGCUGCGUGACUCGGCGACUCAGCGAAUGAAAGCUGGCUUCUGUUUGAAGCGUCCUUUGCAGCCCUUGGCUUUGCAAGAUGAUGUGAAGGCCCCUGAGAGCUCUGUGUGGCAACUGAUUGCUUUGCUGGAUGCCCAGGGAUGGACCCACGUGGUCAAAGACACAGGCAAGGAUGAUCCAUACGUGCCAGGAACAGAUUCCAAGGUAUGGUAUAGCAAGCCUGGUGUUGAUACAGUGUCGUCCUGGUAUUUGCUGGCCUUGCUACAGAGCGACAAAGAGGUGCCGCAUUGGCAGUCAGCUGGCUUUUACCAGGCCAUCGUUGAAGGCCGCCCAGUCGCCGCGCGUGGCCGAGCUGUCAAGCGGGCCUUGAUCGUGAAGAACGUCGAGGAGGGCGAGUGGGACAUUCCUGCGUUGCAAGAUGAUGUGCAGCCAAGAAGACCGGCUAAGCGGCAACGACGGGAUGCAGCAGCACUUGCUGGGCCAGGGUCCAUGGAAGCACUGGGCAAUGAUGCGGCAGACCCGGCAGACGAAGAUGAUAUUGUAGAUGAGGCUCUUGCGAUGUUGGAGUCAGGCGAAGAGGAUGAAGAUGAAGAUGAGAACGAUGCUCCAGCGGCAUCGAGUUCCAGCUCAGAGUCCUCCUCAGGAAAAUCGUCUUCGCGUUCGUCUUCUAGUUCCUCUGAGACAGAUGAUGAUGGUGGUGAAGCAGCUGGUGCAGUUGCUGCCCCCAGCAGCAAAGCCGCGGCAAAGGCAUCUGCAAACAGGGCCGUGAAUCCUCGAGGAGGCUUUCGGUAUGGCCUCGGCUAUGCUGUCAGGGUGUAUAAGGACAAGCAGCCCCAUGGAUGGGAGAUGCAAUGCAAUCAUCCCUGCCACAACGACAAGAAGUGCCGGAAGCAUCUCCAGGGUACCACUCGUGACAGAACACCUGAGCAAACUCUCAAUUUGCUGAAAGCCUGGUUGAUCCGCGGCAGGAAGCAUAUCCAGCGUCAUAUUGAGCACCUUUUCUGUAAAUCCACCAAAGGUUCCGUGAUGAAGUUGAAUCGGCGAAGCAGCAGCUUCCUGGACGACGUCGGUCCGGGAAGCCUUCAAGAGCUGAGUUCUUGGGACAAGGGCUUGGCCAACAAGGCCGCAGAGUCUGGCCUAGGAGCUCGCUGGGUUGAGAAUUUGAGACAUGGACUUUGCGUCACGACAGAGUUCAGUGGAUUCGAUGCACCCCGCGAGUGUUGUCGUAUCAUGGCCAAGGCUGUUUCAACGGCACUGGCCACCAAGGAACCAGUCGUGCAGUUUGUGCGUUCCUGUGAUCAUGGGAAAAUACAGAAGCAGUGCCUGAUGCUGCAGAGUGACAUGCUAAGUGGAGGGAGCGACUGUGUGUUCAGCGGCAUCACGGACAGACUUGAGCCGAACACCCGAGAGUGGAUUGCAGCUGCAGGGCCCACCAAGGACAUGGAUCCAGCUGAGGCCAGGCAAGCCAAUCAGCUUAUUGACGAUUUUUUGAAGACGAGUGGGUCCAAAGCUUUCAGCGAUGAUGGGCGGUGCUUUUGUGAAAUGCAUCGCCAGCGAUGUCCAGUCCAUGCAAUGCCAGUCUUGAAAGCCAUGCAGCAGGUUGGCAUUGUACACAGUGACAUGACUGAGGCUUGGCCAUGCCCGAGCCCUUCCCCUUCCAAGAGAAGGCGCACGAGUGUGCUCAACAGCAACCCCUGGCAUGAAAAGAAGAUGCAGGACUUGUUUCCGGAUGCUGAAGACCAGCUGCCUGUGGUGUCUAGCAUCGCAGGGCUUGUGUGCACAGACUACUCACCUCUGGGAAAGCGUCGAGGCAUGCAAGGAGCUGGUCUCACCGAGCCAUUCCAUGCUGUUUGGCUUAGAGAGCGAGCCUUGCUUGCGGAGCGUGGUUGCGAGGACUGGUUCUUCACAGAGAAUUCUUCGGCUUAUCCCAUUGUUCAGAGGCAGGUUGAACCUUUGCAGGAGACCCACGACGUGAAGUUCGUUUGUGUUUGCCCCUCUGAACUAGGCUUCCCAAUGCGAAGGAACAGAACAUUCUCUUUUGGUUUUGACAAAGCCAAAUGGGUGUGGGUCGGUCCAGAGGGCGAGGCACUCCAGUCACAGUUUAACUACAUGUUCAACUCGCCCUGCCAACUUCCAGGUGAUGUAUACAUGGUCGCUGACACAGCAUCUGUUCUUCAGUUUGCUCGUGACACUGCAGCUCAGCGUGGCAGGCAGUUACCGGCGGGAUUCGAAGAGUGCAGCAUGCGAAGCUAUCUCACCUGCCUGCUCCCUCCCGGCGGUAUGGUUCGCUUUGCUGAUUAUGAUAAGGUGAGAGAUUUCCGUCAGGAUUUGGCCGGUCACUACAUGGCUCACUUAGACCAUAACACAGGCUGCGGCCCAGCAUCUGGGCCGGAAAUGCCGUGUCUGGACACACAUGCUACUAUUUACUCAUGGAAAGAAGAACGUUUGGUUCUGGGCUCUGAACUUCUCGGGGCCCAGGGCAUUGACAUGUUUCCGGAGAUUGCAGCUGAUCGAGGUUUGUCACCGCUGCAUCGUGUAUUUCAGCAUUUCAAAGACAGCGACUUGCGAGUCUUUGCAGGGAACGGCAUCCACGUGCCGUCGUUUUCUGCUUGGAUGAUGUUUGCUAUAGGGAAUGUGCGAAGGAGGGCGGAUCUUUCAAAGCUGCCUGUGCCAAUGCCCGCUGUCAAAGAGACCCCGCCCAAGCGAAAGAUUUUACGAUUGUCGUCUCGUGUCAUGGAUGGCCAGUGCACAGAUGGCACGCAGAAAGGCGAGGAAGCAGCCAAGGCGUUCGCGGAGAAGUGCAAAGACAUGGAGUUUGCAAACUCUCAGGUGGAGUUUAUGGCCAAGCGGUCGGUGGGGCUGCCAAUGUUUAGCCGUGCUCCCCUCGUGGACAUGACACAGUGGGAGCAGGAGUUUGGCGUGCUGCUCCAGAAGACGGCCGGUGCAGAGACCAGACCGUUCGAGGAGGACGAGUGGGUUUUGCGACAAGUGCGGAAGUUCGGUCGCAACGAGAAAGACAUGCGUUCAGAGUGGUUGCAAAAGUUGGCCGGGCCAUAUCGCAGAGACAAUGAUGGGUUCAAGGGAGCUCUCAGGCUUUGGCUCCCGGCCAAAGAAUAUGAGCAAAGGAACACCACAGAAUUCAUCAGAGGCGGUGCAAAAGAGACUUCCAAGCCCAAGAAGAAUCCGAAGCAGUUCGAGCGGGAGGCAUUCCGUGUUCAUGCUAAAGAGGCCGAUUUCACGUUCGACCACUCGUUCUUUGGUGGAGGCGGGGGUGCCAUGGAAGAUAGUGUGGAGGAGUCCCAGCCGGUAGAACAGGAAGCCGCGGCUUUCCGCGGUGCUCCAA